GCGGACUUUGAUGAUGAAGAUUUUGACCUGAUUCAGCCAUCGCUGAUCCAGCAAUUAAGGAAAAUUUUAGAUGAAUACCCAGACGACGGACAGGUCUUGAAGGUAACGUUGGAUUUUUUCUUUCGCAUUAUACUCUAGCAAAUUAACAAAUGAAUAUGAUUAUAAAAACGAUCUUAGUCUUAUAGCGAAGGUGAAGUGUAAGGGCCUAUUCACAUUUCAAUGCACCUUUCCAUUGUUUUGAACAGGUUAUUAUUUCCAGUAAAUGGAAGGGCAGGUCACUGACGUGGAACAGGAGGUUAUUAUUACGAAUAAUAACUUAGGGACGGACCAUUAGAAAACUUACGGGGAGGGGGGGCGAAAUACCAAAAAAAAUUUCGCGCAAAUGCAAGGGAAAAUUGAAUGAAAAAAAUUCUUGCACGCCAAUUAAUCCUAAAAAAUAUUCAUGCUAUGGCCUAAAAAAAAGUCAUACAAGGAAAUUGAUGACGAAAAAAAAUCCCUGCGGCUCGAAAAUUCCCCUCCCCCCCCCCCCCAUAACUUUUGUAAUGGUCCGUCCCUUAUUGUUCCAUUUCAGUGGCCACAAUAAUGACCUGCUGGUUCUAAAACAAUGGAAAGGAGCAUUAAAUCGGAUAAUGCCCUCGCUCCUCGGCCUUCUUGAAAAUAAUGACCAAGGCCUCGGAGCUCUAGCCUCCCACGCAGGCGUUUUUAAGGGAGCUCGUUUUUCAUCCCUCCACAGGUAUUAUUCUAUAUAGCCAAGCCUUGAGAGACUGCCAGCUACUGCUGCUAAAGUUCAUGAAAAAUUUUUGCGCCUUGCAAAAGAAAGGUCCUCCUCCGAUACGUUAAUCCAGGCAGAUCUAUUUUGUUGACACUGUAGUCUGUCCAUGUCAUGUUCUUGUUGAAAAUUGCUACAGGCGAUGUCUAGUAUUGCUUUGUUCAAAUUUCUAAGCGUAAGCCUUUUUUCUUGGUAAUCAAGCACAUUUCAGUUUUCUUAAUGACUGUGUGUAAUUUUUCGCUUCUUUCGCCUUUUUUUUGUUUAUUCUUGCAUUAUUUUUUUCUCACCUUUUCUUUUUCGUUUUUGCACUUACACGUUCAGCCUUAAUUAUUUUUAUCCCAUUUAAUGAUCAUUUUCUAUUUUUUAAAACACCUAGCCUAGAGAUAUGAUAGUAGGUUUGCAAGUUACGACCUUUCCGCGAUUGCCCUCCCUCUUAGUGGACUUCAUGAAUUUGAAUUACAGCCAAACAUUUCCUUACGGAGAUUUUACUUUGUCUUUAUGUUAAUGAUAUCUUAAAGUUCUGUACUGUUUACGUUUCCUUAAUAAUACCCGCGCAUUGCUCUGUAGAUUAAUUAUGAUGUAUUUUGUUUUGUUUCUAAGGAACUUAUUCAAAAUGCGGAAGACGCGGGUGCCACACAAGUCAAAUUUCUGCACGACAAACACAGCUAUGGCACAGAUGAGCUCUAUAACGAUGAACUGGCAAAAUUUCAGGUACCACCUUCUCAGUUCGAUUUAAAUCUUGAACCUGACGAAAGCGCCAAUUCAUGAAUUUCGUAGAUGAACAUCACGAUUUCUGUCUACCAGCCCUGCUUUGUGGUGAUGUACCAACCAAACUCGAGCUCGUCCUUUUCUUGCUAGACUGCCCCCUUUAAUUCGUUUCCGGCGUUCCCUCGUUUCUCGACCUGUGUGCCUCAAUCUUAGUGCCAAUACGUAUAGUCAUUCUAACUCAUUUUCCAGAGUUCAUAGCCUUGCAAAUUUGGCGUCCUUCAUGCCGAUGGUCUUAUAAAAAGCUUUUGGUGAUCCGAUUAGCUAUAUCGUUCAGUGAUGCCUCUGUUAAAAAGGCCACCUUUCCUUUGCAGGCCCUUGUUCCAGUCCCGGCAGACAGAUUUAGUCUUGUUUCCAAAUAUUUAAAACUGCCCCCUUCAUACAACGGCCUCCGGUGUCUUAUCGUAAGAUGUUUGUUUUGAGAGGUUCUUCUCUGCUUGAAAAAAAAGAACCAUAUUAAAGGCGCACGAAAAAAGCGCUAAAUGUUAAGGAACUUAUAUCCUUGUUACUUGUUCAUAGGGUCCAGCACUUUAUGCCUACAACAACUCCAAAUUUUCCAAAGAAGAUUGGAGAGGCAUCCGAUUAGUCUGUGACAGCAUCAAAGUAGAGGAUCCCAUGAAAGUUGGUCGCUUUGGUUUGGGAUUCAAAUCUGUGUUUCACAUGACAGGUAAAGUAAAUACUUUCCGCGUACGCGAGAGAUUUUCUUUAUUAAUUAAGAUAUCUGGUCCAGAAAAGGUAAAAAAAAAAGUAGCGACCAAUCAUCCCCCACUUCAGCGUUGGGAAACCACUUAAGCUCGACGUCAGUGCGACGAGGUAGUAGUUUGUGCGACUUACUCAAGGCUUACAAAACUGAGUUGUCAAAUCAAUUAAGGGAAAGCUACUAUGGUUGAAGAAAGGGUAGCUGACAAUAGUCUUUACAGACCUUCUCUAAACUAUUUAAUAUGCUGUAUUGAGAUUUUAUCAGUAGGAAACUGUCUGUAAUAGAGAGGUGUCGCUCACAUUUCAGCGGUGUCCGUAACAGGGAGGUGACAGUAUGGAGAGGUUCGAAAGUGAUGCAUAUUAUUUAAGUUUAGUAAUUAACUUUUACGUACGUAGCCCUUUCUCCCCUCAGAUUUGCCAAGCUUGAUCAGUGAUUCGCGGAUUGGCUUUAUUGAUCCUCAUGGCGUUCAUUUUCCGGACAGGCGUCGCAUACGAACAGGGAAGUACUGGCGACUUGACGAAGACCGCGCGUCCAUCGAUGAGUUUUCAGACCAAUUCCUUCCUUAUAAAGGCAUAUUUAACUGCACAGAUGAAGUUUUCUCCCAGGGAUUCUAUGACGGAACCCUAUUCCGUUUUCCAUUCAGAAGGGAACGCUCAGACCUUUCAGAAACAUUGUACAACGAAGAUAAGAUGAGGACGUUGUUUGACAGUUUCAAAGCCGAUGCUUCCCUGAUCCUCCUGUUUUUGCAGAGUCUGGAAUCUGUUGAGCUCUAUACCAGAGAGGAAUCAGAUUCCAGCCCCAGUAAAAUCUUUCAAGUAAAGAUUGCAGAGAAAAGCCUGCAAACAGUUCGUGCGAAGAGAAAGGAGUUUCGGAAGAAAAUCACACCUGGGAAAGUUAUGCCCGAACCAGUCACAGUGAGCUAUCCAAUGACCAUUGAAACAACUAAUUUUGAGACGCACUUGACAGAGAAACACUCAUUCUUUGUUACAAACUACUUCUGUGGUGGGCAAGUAUCUUCAACGUUCAAAAAGUUGAUGACAGAUAAGGUUCUCAGCUAUCUCCCCACAGUUGGUGUUGCCAUGGCAUUGCCAGACGGUCCACAGUUACAGACGCCUGAUAUCCAAGGCCACGUCUUUUGUUUCUUGCCGUUACCAGUCCAGACGAAAAGCUUAACUGGUUUGCCAGUGCACGUUAAUGGUUUCUUUGCCUUGAGUCAAAAUAGGCGUUACAUCAAGUCUCCGAAUGCAGAUCAAGAAGAACGCCAGAAGACAGGACGUAAGAUGACUGAUAAAUCCUUGUUAUGGAACAAGUGUCUCCUCGAAGAGGCCCUUCCUAAGGCUUAUACCACCAUGAUUUUGGAAGCCAUAAAUGAGAAGUCUGUUUUCAUUUCCAAGACAGCAAUCUAUAAGUAAGUUACAUGUUUCAGUACAUCGAAAUACGGCGCCCUAAUGAAAUUUGUUCGCUACUGGUUGUUGUUUUUUUUUUUUUUUCAGAAAACAAAGUAAUCUUUUUAAAGAUUACUUUGUUAAUUAAAAUUACUUAAAAGAUUUUACGGAUAUUUAGUGAAAUAGGAGAAAAGGAUGUCCUUCUGACGUUUACACGAGUUUGAAAAAGUAAAAGUAUGCAGAUUAAAGAAAGAUCCAAUUCCCAGGAUAGAAAAAACAACUUCUUAUACACAAGCUUACGACUUCAUCGCGGAAUCUUUAUCAAGUGAUGGAAUGGGACGUUUUGUCGCGUUAUUUAUACUGCGAAUCACGCGACAAAACGUCCCAGUAUACGUAGAAAGUAGGGAGCUCGUAACCGCCAUCACUGUUCAAUGUUCUUGACGCCUGAAAAAAAUAUUUCGAUGGCCUAUUUAUUUUCUAUAUUUGACUUCUGUUGGCCUCAUGGAUAGUGUCUUCAUCCUUCAUUGUCUUUCCACUGCUAUCCUGACUAUAGGUUUUUUUUUGGCAAAUUUACUUUCUUUAACUCCAUUUUAAAGUGAGAAAAAAAGAUAAAUUAUGAAUGAUAAUCCAUAAAAUAUUAUAUCAAGACGUUGAAGCUUUCGCAGAUUUUGUUCAUGAAAGGAGAACCUUAGAGAUCAUCAUCUUGUGUAUCUGAGAAAAGAGGUUUUCUAAUGUGACUAGAAUGGAUACCAAGUCAGAUUGUCAUCUUCACUCAAAAUACAUGACAGGAUCGAGUCUUAUAACUUAAAGUCGUAUAUAAGAGAAGAAAGAAAACAGUAGGUAGUAUGUAGGACUUGAACCAACGUCACUUAAUGUAUAAUCCAUAUCCGCAUCCACUACACGUAUCCACUACACCAUCAAGGGCUAACUGCCGACACCGGUUAAUUUUAACGUACUUUACAUGGCAUUGAUCAUUACACUAUUGAAAGCUAACGGGUUUUUAAACAGUCCUUAACCCUAAUCACUGUACUUCGGUGCUAAACCCUCUAUUCAACCCUUUUCCUUGUACAACUGUCUUUUACUCUGAUUUCCCCAAUCUUCUUCACUUUUUCACUCUUCCACUCUUCUUUUCAAGAAUGUGCCCAAUCAAUUCGCAUAAAUAUAGUAUAGCGUGGUAUAGAGUAUAGCGUUAUGUAGUAGACAUAAGGUGUCCAACCUGAUUUUUAGUUAUCCCGUCUAGUCACCACCGUUUUCUGAUACUCACUGUGCCGUGAUUAUAAAUUAAGCAAGUAUUUGGUCUACCAUAAAGCACCACCCACAACGUAAGUGUGAUCCAUUUUUGCUGUUAUUCAGAUGAAAACUGUUCUGUAAGACUAUUGAACAAAUUUUCUUUAUUAUAGUCCAGUGCAUCUUGAAUCCAAUACAAUUUUUCAACCUGACCUUCUUGGAUUCUAAUUACACUGAUUUGCUCUUAAUGUCAAAAUGAAAUCCCAAGAAUGUUCGUAUGGAAGUUAGGUCAGUUCAGAAAAAAUAUCAACUAGGAAAAUCAAAAAGGCCGAACUUUCUGUUUUAAUAAUAUUAUAUAACAGAAACAAUCUGAGAUAGUAAAGGCGUCACGAAAACAAGGUCAAGCGAAAAUAAAACGCACUUGAUGUGGGUUAAAGGGAGCCGGUGGUGCCAUUAAAGCAGCCAAGUGUUUUACAGGCUGCAAAACAGGGCAUUGACAAAGCAGGAGUCGCAAUCAGUACUCUAUUUUUUAUCUCCUUUCAGAGCUUGGCCUGACAUAAAGUCUAUAAACAAGCAGUGGGAAGGACUUGAGGAACCUUUGUUUCAGUUACUUUUGGCAAAGAACGUUGUUCACACAGAAGCAAAAGGUGGUAAUUGGCUGGCCGUUUCAGAAGCGCUUUUUCAGCGUCGAACGGACGGCGAACAACUUCAACUGCUUCAGAAGGUUCUGCUAUCCAUCGGUGCCCCUACUGUUACUGCACCAAGUCAUGUACUCCGGGCUCUGGAUGCCUAUGCAUUAAAUCAAAACGAAAUCACGCCUUCUUUGAUACGACAUGUGUUAAGGAAGGUACCCUUAUGCUACACAAGGCUUGAUAAGACAGAAAAGCUGCUGCUCCUUCAGUUCUGUCUCAGUGAUCGUGCUUUUAAGGAUCUGGCUAGCUUGCAACUUUUGCCAUUGGCCAAUGGAACGUUUGCCAAAUUUGAUAGCAGUGCUACGACAGUUUACAUAACCUCUCCAGAACAUCCUCAAGAACUGUUUCCAGGCACACCUGAAACAUUUUUGCAGAACGACUUGGACGAAGAUAUUCUUCAAAGACUAACAAGCGCAGCUUCUGAAGGUAGGCUUCUCAUAACAUGAGCUAUUUCUCCGGAUACCAGAAUCAAUGUUUAGGCCAGGAAGGCACAAAUGAGCACUGGAGCACACCCUUUCGCAUGGAGAACAAAAGUUCGUUUUGUAUGCCGUAUUAAACCGAAAUAAUCUGGAUUCUUCAAUUCUACUAAUGUAAUCAACGCCUACAGUAAAAUUUAUUUGGAUUUAUAUCAUUUGCUAAAGGUUAAGGAUGGAAAUGAGCGAUAGUGAUGACGUUUCGAUGAUGCCAUCUCAUCAUUUUCAUUCUUAAUUCCGUGAUGUCAUUGUUUAACGAGAUACGCGCCGAAGUCUAGUUGAAUGUGAUGAGCUGAGAAAUACAAUAUAAAAUGUAAAACUUGUUGAUUAUCAGGUAAAUAGCUUACUGUUAUAAAGUCAGAGUGGCUGUUCUGUUGAGGUUUCUUUUCUCUGGGUUUCCAUCAAUGUACGUUUUUCUUCGUUUAAGCGUUUCGAAAAGUUUCCUAAAUCAACCGCAGUACAAUAAAAGAUUGAAAAGAUUGUUCAGCUCCUUUUUUAAAACUUGUCUUGAUAAUCAGUCAUACUUUGCCUUUGGUUUUUAAAACGAAAACACCAAUGAUAAGGUCUUGGACGUGCUAAUCAACGUGUUUUAUAAUUACAUUUAAAUACAACAGAACAUACUCAACUACAGCUCCUUAGAAGCCACCAUGUACCUGAACUUCUUGGGCAGUCACUUCCGCAAGACUGGAAAAAAGGCGACCCAGUGUUGUGGUAUCCAGNAGUUUACAUAACCUCUCCAGAACAUCCUCAAGAACUGUUUCCAGGCACACCUGAAACAUUUUUGCAGAACGACUUGGACGAAGAUAUUCUUCAAAGACUAACAAGCGCAGCUUCUGAAGGUAGGCUUCUCACAACAUGAGUUAUUCCUCUGGAUACUAGAAUCAAUGUGUAGGCCAGGAAGACGCAAAUGAGCACUGGAACACACCCUUUCUCAUGGUGAACAAAAGUUUGUUUUGUAUGCCGUAUUAAACCCAAAUAAUCUGGAUUCUUCAAUUCUACUAAUGUAAUCAACAGUAAAAUUUAUUUGGAUUUAUAUCAUUUGCUAAAAGUUGAGGAUGGAAAUCAGCGAUAGUGAUUAUAUUUCGAUGAUGCCAGCUCAUCAUUUUCAGUCUUAAUUCCCUGAUGUCAUUGUUUAACGACAUACGCGCCGAAGUUUAGUUGAAUGUGAUGAACUGAGAAAUACAAUAUAAAAUGUAAGACUUGUUGAUUAUAAGGUAAAUAGCUUACUGUUGUAAAGUCAGAGUGGCUGUUCAGUUGAGGUUUCUUUUCUCUGAGUUUCUAUCAAUGUACGUUUUUCUUCGUUUCAGCGUUUCAAAAAGUUUCCUAAAUCAACUGCAUUAUAAUAAAAGAUUGAAAAGAUUGUUCAGCGGUUUAGUUCCUUUUUUAAAAAUUGUCUUGAUAAUCAGUCAUACUUUGCCUUUGGUUUUUAAAACGAAAACACCAAUGAUAAGGUCUUAGACGUGCUAUUCAACGUGUUUUAUAAUUACAUUUAAAUACAACAGGACAUACUCAACUACAGCUCCUUAGAAGCCACCAUGUACCUGAACUUCUUGAGCAGUCACUUCCGCAAGACUGGAAAAAAGGCGACUCAGUGUUGUGGUAUCCAGAUAGCCCCAGUUACCAUCAUCCUUCAAGAGCAUGGAUCAAGUCACUUUGGAAUUAUCUGCAGCGGCAUUUUAUGAAUAAGUGGGAUAUUCGCCAACUCGAAGGACUACCUCUAAUCCCGUUGAGUAUGUCUCAGACGCCUGUUACCUUGACGCGUCUCUCCCGCCCAAGUAGGAUUGUUGUGAAACAGUAUAAUGAAGAAAGCAUUGAUGAGAACUUGGCAAAUGUGUUAAAAAGGCUCGAAAUUAUUGUAUUGCAUGAUCUACCGACGUUUAUAAGCUACCAUCCAGCUGUCAUGGGAACGUACGUGAAUGCACCAACUGUCCAAGGUGUUCUGAAAGCAAUGAUGACAAUGAAAUCUACAUUGCCACCAGGAAGUUUUUCUGAAAUCCUUCAAAGAGACCUUUCAAAAACAGAAAAGCUUACCCUAAGGUCCUUUCUUGCAAAUAUCAGCUCCUUUGACAUUGAAAAGGAAGGUUAUAGAGUCUUCUUGUGUUCCUUACCAAUUUUCGAAACACUCUACAAGAGGUUUGUUUCAAAGAAUGAUGGCUUGAAAGCAGCCCCUGCCGAGGCCCUUCCAGUCCCUCCACCGCAAGACCUUAUUGAUAUUUCCAACAACGACUCCUGGACUCUGGCACAAAUACUUAAAGUCAGGAUUUUACAACCCAUUGAGGUCAUCUGCGAGAUAAUAUUUCCCGGAAUCCAUGAAGGAAACUACGAUGAAGAUCAAAUUGAUGAAGUGAUGUUCUAUGUUUUUGAACGUUUUACACAUAUGAUCCGUAAAAACGCUAAUUUUAAGUGGCAACUGCAAGCUCUGUCCUUUGUCCCAAAGCAGACAGACCGGGUUAGGGCAUCAGAUGUGUUUGAUCCCCGAGACACCACACUAAAAAAGAUAUUUGCUCAAGAAGAUGUCUUUCCCGCAGGUGAGAUGUACACUGAUCCAGCUACCCUCGUUAUUUUGGAGGUACUUGGAAUGAAAGAUGAGUCCAACAUCAGUGCUAAAGACCUCUUUCAUAGUGUCAAAUGCAUGAUCUACCGACGUUUAUAAGCUACCAUCCAGCUGUCAUGGGAACGUACGUGAAUGCACCAACUGUCCAAGGUGUUCUGAAAGCAAUGAUGACAAUGAAAUCUAAAUUGCCACCAGGAAGUUUUUCUGAAAUCCUUCAAAGAGAACUUUCAAAAACAGAAAAGCUUACCCUAAGGUCCUUUCUUGCAAAUAUCAGCUCCUUUGACAUGGAAAAGGAAGGUUAUAGAGUCUUCUUGUGUUCCUUACCAAUUUUCGAGACACUCUACAAGAGGUUUGUUUCGAAGAAUGAUGGCUUGAAAGCUGCCCCUGCCGAGGCCCUUCCAGUUCCUCCACCGCAAGACCUUAUUGAUAUUUCCAACGACGACUCCUGGACUCUGGCACAAAUACUUAAAGUCAGGAUUUUACAGCCCAUUGAGGUCAUCUGCGAGAUAAUAUUUCCCGGAAUCCAUGAAGGAAACUACGAUGAAGAUCAAAUUGAUGAAGUGAUGCUCUAUGUUUUUGAACGUUUUACACAUAUGAUCCGUAAAAACGCUAAUUUUAAGUGGCAACUGCAAGCUCUGGCCUUUGUCCCAAAGCAGACAGAACGGGUUAGGGCAUCAGAUGUGUUUGAUCCCCGAGACACCACACUGAAAAAGAUAUUUGCUCAAGAAGAUGUCUUUCCUGCAGGUGAGAUGUACACUGAUCCAGCUACCCUCGUUAUUUUGGAGGUACUUGGAAUGAAAGAUGAGUCCAACAUCAGUGCUAAAGACCUCUUUCAUAGUGUCAAACAAGUUAACAGAAUUGCACAUCACCAAACAGCAAGACAGAAGUCUAAGGCAAUUUUAUAUCAUCUCAACAAUCACCCUAAGAAACUGAAGAAAAAAGUCGAUGGAACAGAGCUGGGACUGCUACUCAUGAAAAUGCAGUGGGUGCCACGAUUGCAGCAGAAACAAUCAAGUUUUCCUCCUUCGCUUCCAUGGUUCAAAACUGAGAAAGGAGCGGAGUGCUUUUUCAAGCCAACCGAGCUAAAGAGUCCUACCCUGGUCAAUCUCAUAGGAUCCGUUAGGCCCGUUGUGGAAUUAGAGCCACUUACGGAAGUGUUCGAAUAUUUUGGCUGGCAAAAAUUACCAGAUGUCUUUGAUGUUGCAUUGCAGUUGAGAAAUGUAAUAAGUUUCUAUUCCAAAGACGAGAAACCAUAUUACAUGGUUAUCUUAAACGAAAUCUACUCUUACCUCAGUCGUGCAAACUACCAAGCCUUAAGUCUGGUAUUUCAGCAAAUGGAAAUCGUCAACUGGGUAUGGAACGGAGAUGGCUUUUCCUCACCUUAUCAAGUCCUUUCGGGUAAACUACCUUUUGAUCUUACACCCUACGUACACCCUCUUCCCUCGGAGACGAUGAAGUUCUCCCUCCUCUUUGAACGGUUUGGAGUCAGAACACAUACUGAUCCAAAUGUCCUACUACAAGUUCUUUACGCAAUCAAAGAAAAGUAUGACGCUGAAGUGGCUCCAUUAUCCACCUAUGAAGUGUACCAUGACCUACAGUUAUCUGUUGGCAUAUUAAAUGAGUUGGCACAAGAAGAAUUACCCCCAGAUAUUCAAGAGAGGAUUGUUAUUCCUGUUUAUACCGAGAACAAAUAUGUGCUGCUUGAGCCGGUUGAGCGCUGCAUGUACAGUGAAAACAGAGAUUGGCUUGCAAACGACGGGGAAGAUGAAGACAUGGAAUACUUAUACGUGCACCCCGAUGUUCCUAGCCGCACUGCUCAACGUCUUGGUGUUCCUUCUCUUACAAAUCGAAUGUUGGAGCCUGAGGAGCUGUACAUAGGAGAAGAAUUUGGGCAGGAAGAGAAGCUUACUACUCGACUCAAUCGACUACUAGAAGACUACACUGAUGGGUUUGCAGUGCCAAAAGAACUAAUUCAGAACGCAGACGAUGCUGGUGCCACUGAGGUUAGAUUUCUUUACGAUGAGCGAACUAAUGAGGAUGCCAAAACCUGCCUCAUUGACGAAGGAAUGAAAGGUUGUCAGGGUCCCGCCUUAUGGGUCUACAACGAUGCAACGUUUAAAGAUGAGGACUUUGUUAACAUCACGAGACUAAAUGAAGCAACCAAAGCGCAUGACACUGCAAAGAUCGGCAGAUUUGGACUUGGAUUCAAUGCAGUGUACAACCUUACAGAUGUCCCCAUGUUCGUUAGUAGGAACUACUUGGCGAUCUUUGAUCCUCACACUUCCUUCCUGGGAAAAGCGAUCAGAAACAUAAGAAGACCGGGAAUGAAAAUAAAUCUCAACAAAGACGUCAAAAGACUGAAAAAAUUCAAAAAUCAGUUAAAGCCCUUCUAUGGCGUCUUUGGGUGUGAUUUACGUCUCGAGAAACAAGACAACUCAUUUGACGGAACCCUUUUUCGAUUUCCACUGCGGACGGAAGAUCAGGCUUCAGCGAGUGAAAUUAAGAAGUUAUGGUACAACCAAGAGCAGAUGCGCGAAUUGCUGCAAAUGUUUCUCCACGGUGCUGAGAAUGUACUUCUAUUCACGCAGAAUGUUCUAAGUGUGGGAAUCUAUCACUUACCGAACACGGAAAGCCAAGAUCCACAACCUACAUUGAUGUUUCAGGUCACAAAAUCGGCAUCCCAUGCUGGAAUCUUGAGAGAACUGUCGUUUACAUUUACCCUUCCUCCAACUGCAUUUAAGCUUACUCCAGAGGAAAUGAGUUUUCUUCAACAGUGCAACUUCCUUCAAGCUUCAUCAAAAAGCAAGAUGUUGGCACGCGGCAAGAAAGUCGACCCCAAAAAGCUUCCAAAGUCGUCCAUGAUAGUUGACGUCGAGUGCAGGUUAACAAAAAGCGGUUCUGAUUUCUUUCAUGACGGUUUCCAUUCGGAAAAGGCAACAUGGCUCAUUGUCUCGUCUAUGGGGAACGGCCAAGCACUGAAGUUUGCAAAUGACGAUCCUUGUCUUCUUCCUUCAGCGGGAGCAGCCGUUCAGUUGCUUCCAACAGAGUCGAACACUUUCUGUCCCUCACCAGUUGCGAAAACGUUUGAUGGUUUAGAUCUCAAAGGCACUAUAUUCUGCUACCUGCCACUACCAAUUCAUAGCGGUCUACCAGUUCACAUAAAUGGAGCAUUCGCCUUAGCCUCGAAUAGGCGUCACUUGCAAAUGAAACUGGAAGACGACAAGUCUUGCUAUGGAGUGGAAUGGAACAAUGUACUGCUGCUAGACUCUGUAACAUCUGCUCUCUUAGAUCUUCUGGAAGAUAUGAAAGGCAUUGCUCCCAAAGAUGGCUCGUACAAGUUUCAUUGUCUGUGGCCAAAGACGUCCGAAGUUCAUCGAAACUGCUUUCCACUAGUUCUGUCGUUCUACACACAACUCAGCAGGGGUGGUUAUUUUCUUUUCUCCAAUGGAGAGCACUGGGCUGACAUUACGCAAGUCAUUUUUCUUGAUCCAUCUUUCCGCAAAAAGCCCUAUAUCGGGGAGGCCGCGAAUGACGUUCUAAAAAUGUGUCACAGGGGUAGAGAAAUAGUCAUAGACUUACCUGCCGAUAUUUUGCAGUCUUUCGAAAAUUGUCGCCUGGAGAAAGCAAUCGGUGCCAGAAAAUAUAGCAAGAAAAGAUUUUUUCGUGAAGUUUUUUUUCCAAACGUUCACAUCCUCCCGGCCAAUGUUAGAGAUGUCCUGACUCUACAUGCUUUAGAUGACAGAAGUGGGGAGUUCUAUGACCUGAUAAGGCGGCACCCUUGUGUCCCAUCUGCACCAUUUGGUAAAACUCUUAUGACUCCUAGCGAACUCGUUCAUCCCUACGGAGAAGCAGCGUCACUAUUUUCCCCUGAAGAUGGUAGAUUUCCUUAUGGGAAUGAAGAAUCGUAUGCUCACCGGCAAAGGUUGUCCAAGCUUGUACAACUGGGAAUGUUAUCGAAUGAUCUUCCUUGGUCCGAUCUUACAGAACGAGCCCAGAGUAUCCAAAAGCUUAAUUCAGAAAGCAGUAACGAAGCAUUAACACGCAUAAAAGCAUUGUUAUCUUUCAUGGAGAAGAAGUUAAUUCGCCAAGAGAAACCUACAUCUCAGAUUUCUGCUCGUUUGUUAAAUACUAAAUUUCUUCCCAUUCUCCAGAAACCAAGAGAAUUUCCUCUCCAUUGGAAGGGAGAAGAACUUGUAGAAAAUUCACAAGUAUUGCUAGCACCGAAUGAAGCUUUCCUAGAAGAGAAAAAGUACUUAGUGUGCUGCACAGUACCAUUAAUUGGGGUUUCCGUUCCAAAGGAAGUGAGAUCCCUGUUAGAUCUAGACAAAAAGGGAAUUACAUUGGAUCAGGUGGUGCACCAACUGACGGCAGCAGUGUCCACAAAAGUAGAUUUACUUAGUGCAUCAGAGUACAAGGAACUAAGCCUGGUCUGUACCAGUCUUUAUUCAUGUCUUCAGAACUCCCUUGCUCGUUUCAGUGAUGAAAUCGUAGCAUACCUUCAAGGAACAAGUUUUAUUCUUGUCGGUAGGAGGUUUCUCUCUGCCAAUCAGGUUGCAUUUACAUUGCCCGUUGAUUGCUCCCCGUAUCUGUUCCAAAUUACGCAUGAGUUAGCUUUGUCUUUUACCCCAUUACUGAAGGCGGCUGGUGUUAAGACCAAAUUCGAUGAACAGGAUUACAUUUCAAGCCUACAGAAAAUAAAGGAACAAGCCGGACAACAGCCCUUAGAUAACCAAAAUCUUCAAGUUGCAAUACAUAUCGCAAAGCAACUCAGUGAAACUCUCGAUGUCACCAGAACUAACAGGCAGCUGUGGGAAGUGAUAUACGUCCCCAACUCUAAAGGAAUAAUGCACCCAGUGUCUGAACUUUGUAUUAGAGACUGUUCUUGGCUGCCGGACGAAGAAGGUGUGAACUUUAUUAAUGACAACAUUCCUUUACUAACAAGUAGGAAACUCGGAGUAAAGACACGAAAACAAGAAGCCCUGAGACCGCGUGCAUAUGGGAUUCCCUUUGGGCAACGAGAGAAACUCGCAAACCGCUUAAAACGCAUUCUAACAGGUUAUCCUUGUGAAAAAGAAAUUUUGAAAGAGCUCCUUCAAAAUGCUGAUGAUGCACAAGCAACUGAGGUUUGGUUCAUUAAAGAUCCUCGACACCAUCCAGACGAAAGAGUUUUUGAAGACAUUUGGAAGCCUCUGCAAGGUCCUGCAUUGUGUGUGUAUAACAACAAACCCUUCAGAAAUGAAGACAUUGAGGGAAUACGAAACCUUGGGGAAGGAAGUAAAGGGGAUGAUCCUAACAAGACUGGCCAGUAUGGAGUCGGCUUUAACGCUGUUUACCACUUGACUGAUGUACCCUCUUUUAUAACAAAAGGAAAGGACAUUGGAGAAGUUUUGUGUGCAUUUGACCCCAAUUGCAGAUAUGUUCCUGGCGCAACACCUCAAGAACCAGGAAUGCGUUUCGAGGACAUCCCAUACCUAAGAAAGCAAUUCCCGGAUGUAUUUCCGUGUUAUCUGGAGAAUCACUUUCAAAUUGAAAAUGGCACAAUGUUCAGAUUUCCUCUGAGAACAAGACAAAUGUCCAUGAAUUCUCUAAUAUCAAACAGGCUUGUGACGUUUGAGAUGUUGGAUACAAUGCUAGAGGACCUUAGAAAGGAAUUGUUUGAAGUCCUCUUAUUCGUCAACAAUGUAAAAAAGAUUACCAUCUGUGAGGUUCACAAAAACACUGGAGAACUAGUUAAUUUUUACUCUGUUGAGACUGCUAUGUCAAAGGAGGAUGAGACCGAAAAGCAGACGUUUUGCGAAAGGAUAAAAAAGGUUGGAACGUAUCCCCUUCCAAGUGAUAUUCCAGCAGCGAAAGUGUCUUACGUGCUGAAUAUUUCAGACAGUUUUCUCAACCAAGAGAAAUGGUUCAUUGUGCAACAGAUGGGAUUUCAGAAGGCGGUGAAAAAGAGUAUAGUGAAUGCCUUCAAGCGAAAGGAGCUGGGAAUGCUUCCUCGCGGUGGUGUUGCCUGUAUUUUAGAAAAGAAUUCAAAAGACAAUGUCGAGCGACGUAAGAAAGCCUACUGUUUUCUUCCACUUCCAUUUGAAACGGAUCUACCAGUGCACAUCAACGCGCAUUUUGCACUGGACCACGAAGCAAGGCGAAAUUUAUGGAGAGACGAAGGGGAUGGGUAUCGCAGUGACUGGAACAAUGCCUUACUAGGAGAUGUGGUGGCCUCAUGCUAUCUCACGUUAUUAACUGAAGUGCGAGCUUUUCUUAAAUUGCCCGUCUCUAAAGACGGAAAACCUUGCACUUUAACGUGUUCCGAAGGUGAGAUUUUGCAAAGCAUCAAGGCCUACGAAAGCAUCUUUCCUCUCAAACCUCUUUCGGACCCGUACUGGGAGACACUGGUAGAUUCUCUUUAUGCUGAAAUGGCAAGCAACAUGGUAAGAGUUUUACCAGUAAUAAGAAACAAAAUAUCCAAUGCAGUGUUUCCAGAAUGCGAAAGCAGGCACAUUGUUGAGCUCAGCUGGUUUCCUCCUGUUGGGCAGAGUAAACGACAAGAGGCGUUCUUUAAUGACCUUGCAGAAAAUGGUCCCUUUGCCAGACUGCCACAGAGGGAAAGAAAUGAGCCCCAGACAAAUGCAAGCAGAACGUUUGAAGAGAUAUUAUUGGAAAGUGGAUUCAACCUGGUAGCCUUCUCCUUGAACUUGCAUAAAACAUUGACACGAUCUGGAAUUCCCGCGUGUACAGUUACCCCGCGUUCAGUGGUUGAUUUCUAUAAAUCGUUAACCUCUCGAGAUCCGUUGUGUAAGAUUGGAUCCAUACCCUGCUAUAUAAGUGAAACCCCUUUCCGAGAUACCUUUGGGUUAAUUCUUGUCCUGUUAUACUGUAAAGGAAUGGCCAAUUUUACUGAUCACUUGCCGGGUCUUCCACUGCUUUUAACACAAGACAGCUGUCUUCGACUCUUCUCAACAGAGGAUCCCAAGUUUUUUUCCAGAUUUCACGAUAUCUUGCCUGGCUCGCCGCACGUCUUUGUGCAUAUGAACGUUGAUCAGAAAGUGUUCAAUGAGCCUGCAAAGUGGAAAUCAUCCUUAGUCAGGCCUUUGGAUGUAGAGGGAUUCUCGGCUCAUCUAGCCCAAACACUAGAGCUUGAUCGUUAUGGAAAAGGUCGUUUUGUAGAGUGGUCUUGGAAUCAAGACGGUGUUCCCAACCAACGAUGGAUAUCCAGAGUGUGGAUUUUCCUUAGCGACCUGUUUGCAAAAGUUCUCCGUGAUGAAAGUCUACCUGAACAAACCAAGUGUUCUCAGAUUAAGUCUGCUCUUGGAUCUCUUGCCAACUGGAGUAUCCUUCCAGCUACAGAGUCUAAAAUUGAAGCGCGGACAAGCCCUUUUCUUCCAUUCAGUAUAUACCCAACGUCCACUCAGUUUCUUGUUCCCUUAUCCAAGGCAACGGCUGUCCUCGAUUACAGAAGCUCAGAUGCUUCCAGUAAUAAUCUCUUGGAAGUUUUAAAGAAACUCGGUGUACCAGAACUCAAUUAUGCUGUACUGUCAAACUUGAGCUCUGCGAUCCGGCUUGCACCUUAUUUGGUUUCUUCUCUGAAGAUUCCUUCAUCUCUACUUACUGCCAUCCGCCAUAAGAUAGAGAAAGACCCUCAGUCUCCUGAGAGACUGGAUUCAAAGGACUGUAGAACAAUUUUGGAGUACUUCAGUAAAAGUGCGGCCGGUCUUCAUGAGGCAGACAAAAGCAAGCUAAAAAAGCUUCCGUUCUUCUUAGCGACACAUGGUGGCUUUGUACCACUUGACAAUGAUUGCCGUGUUUGUGUCCUUCCAGUUGGGAUACCGAGAAAGGAAAUGGAAAUCUUGGAGCGACACCGAAAGUUAGUCUUCAUUGAAUCCUGGGCAGUUCUCUCAAAUUUGUUCAAAUUCCUGGAUCUAGAGUGCGUUUCUGCCGUAGACGUUUACUGCACAUACAUUCUGCCAACGUUUCACAUCUUCAGCCAAGAAGGGAGGCUAGUACACCUGGAGUACAUUCGUAAACACCUUCUUUCAGAAUUUGCAGUAGAUAAUGACAUGGACAAACAAAGGCUUAGGAACUGUUUGGAAACAACUCCAUUUAUUCCCUCCAUAGAUGGAACGCUUCAAACUGCAUCCUCAUUCUACGACCCUGACGUUGACGUUUUUCGCAUAAUACUCCCACCAACCACUUUCCCUUCGAAGCCACUUAAUUCGCCAGAAUGGUUAAUGGUUUUAAGGACAAUAGGGUUGAUUCAUGAGGUCUCCCAUGAUCACUUCAAUAAAUUUGCCAGAGAGGUUGCACACGAAGCCAUUGCAGCACAAACAGCGAGGACAUUUGAGAAGUCACGAGUUCUAGUGAAACAUCUUUUUCACCGACACAAUGUAGUGGGUGAAGGUCUCUUACCUUCCAUAGCCGAGAUACCUUUUGUAAGCAGCGAGCCGGCAAGAAAAGGGCUCCGAGAGGUUUCCCUGCCAUAUCAGGGAAUGGCUGAUAACCAGAUUCCGUUCUGUGCAUUCAAAGGGGCCGUUCCAGCCGAGUAUGCUGAAAUUGUUUGGACACAGGCGCGUUUACUUCCACGUUGGGCGGAUCCAAUGGCUUGCCGCCGUGAACUUAGCUGUCCCCACAAAAUGCGCAUUGAGAAUUACUGCAAUAGUUUUGCUUCUCAACUUCAAAUUGUUGCAGAGCCAUCUCUAGAACUUGUUGUUCGUCAUUGUCAAGCCGUUUGUCACUCUCAUGAAAACAACGAUGACAGUAAUAUUCCCUCACCUGAGAAACGAACGACUUUAAAGGCAGUGAUGGAACGCAUUUACGAGUUCUUGCAGACAAAGCUGAACACAGGGAACGAUGUGAGAAGCCUUCUGGUGAAUACGCCUUGCGUUUUAGUCGAGCAAGGGAAGAAAUUUAUUCUUCCCCGACAGGCAGUACUCCAAUUAUAUGAACAUCUCGAAAUCAAGCCCUUUCUUUACAGUCUACCUCAAGAUUUUGGCAAGUUUCACCCUUUAUUUCAAGCUCUCGGUUGUUCAAAGUAUGUAUCGAUUGCCCACUACGCUAUGGUGUUACAAAUGCUGUACCUGAAAUCUAACAACGACAAACUACAUCCGAACGAGAUCAGAGCGUGCGUUAAAGCAGUGAAAGGUUUUUUUCAACUGCUCGAGGAAAGCGAGGAAGAGUUGUCGAGCUUUCCACAGCUUUACCUUCCAGGAAUUUCCUUUAGGGGAAGGUCCUUAGAAGAAGCGGAGGACGUUAUACGAGUGACAUUACAACAAUCUUCGCACUUGGUAUUUUGUGAUGUUCCGCCGUCUUUCCUUGAUCGUCUGCAGAACUUUGACCAUCUGCUGCUUGACCUGAAAUCAAUGAAAGUGACUUGCAGUUCCGCUAUGACGAAUUACAAAGAGCUAGUAAUGAAAUUGCCAACUAAGUUACGACCCAAAAUGCUAUCCAGUUUAGUUAAAGAAACAAUCUCCUCGAAGAGUGAGAUAAAAACCAUUUCGGUUGCAGCGGUGAAUUCUCUCAAACACAAGCUGACUUGCCCACAGUUCAUUGCUGCGAUUGUGAGACUGAUACGGGACGAGAACCAGAACAGGAAGGAUAUAGACGACGACGUUAUUGCAAAAGUCGAAAGUCGCCUUCGUGGUAUUGAUAUCUGCGUUGUAGAGAACCUCCAAAGUGUCUUAGUUUGUGACAACAGUCCUGUUCAGGGCAGCCAAAAGAGAGUAUCUUCCCUCGUAGAAAGUUCUGUCAUUUCAGAUGAAGAGAAGUGGACGGUCUAUCUAGAUCUGCUUUCGGUAAUGAGCGAAACCCUUCCAAUUUACAUAGUUUCCGACGUAAUUGUACUAGUUUUGGAAGGUCUUCUUGGUAACAGAGCACUUAUGAUCCCUCGCGUGUUAAAUUGUGACCCCAGUGACAUUUCUGCGUUAUUAGAUGCUUUGGAUGUGCGUCCAGAUGACUCCUACGUUGCGCGGGCAGAAGUUGAUAUCUAUCCAAAACUUGGCACUUUUAUUCCAGUGAUCGACCAUCAUUUGUUAAACGAUGCCUUUGAAGAAUUUGAACCUGGUGAAUACGUUGGUUUUGAGCUCGAAGAUCCAACUUUAAACCACGAGAAAGGUGUUCCCACUUACAUCUAUGCAAGAGUUGUUAGGGAAGUGACAGAGGAAAGGCUUCCACUCUUGACGAAGAGAUACAAAAUCGACAUUGGCGGUGGCCAAGAAUUAGAGGUUGAUGUCGCAGACCUUUACAAGUUUCAUCGUUUGUCAACCCUAUCAUCUGCAAUUGUAAUAUUUGAAGGUCAAGAACGGCGUCCUCCCGAACGACCUAAAAGAAGAAACCAGCAAGAGGUAUUUGAUGAGAUCUCGAAACUUCUAGAAGAUGCGUGGAAAUUACCAGAGGAGAAACGCCGAAAAAUCAUCAAGAGGCUGUAUCUGCAAUGGCAUCCUGACAAAAACGUGGGUGAUGAGGAAUUCUGCACAGAAGUUUGCAAACAUAUCCAGAGUGAAACGUCGCGGCUGGAAAGAGGGGAGCCUCGAGGAUGUCAGCAAAGCUCCGGAAUGGGCUCCAGCCGAAGUCAACAUGGCUCUUACGGCCAGUUUUUUAAUUGCUGGGGGGAACGCGCCAGGGAACAUCACACACAGCGCGAAGGAUACAGAUCCAGACAGCAAUUCUCUCGAAACUCUGCCAGAGCGAGGAAUCCUCAACCAAGGGAAGCUAGGCGAUGGCUCAGGCAGGCUGAGGCUGAUAUAGCAGCAACAGAGAAUGACAUUGUCCACCAAAGACCCUUCUAUGAAUGGGCGUGUUUCAAAUGCCACCAGGUA
Molecule: messenger RNA, 19367 nt
Organism: Porites evermanni
Lineage: Eukaryota; Metazoa; Cnidaria; Anthozoa; Scleractinia; Poritidae
Source: the annotation of a GenBank genome assembly